This is a messenger RNA of Hermetia illucens (black soldier fly), 1389 nucleotides long. It is a transcript of the gene Uros1, whose product is annotated as uroporphyrinogen-III synthase. The coding region runs from base 140 to 937 and encodes 265 amino acids. Gene Ontology annotation, molecular function: uroporphyrinogen-III synthase activity. Gene Ontology annotation, biological process: uroporphyrinogen III biosynthetic process. The transcript has a single exon. The record is from RefSeq and is a predicted model, not a curated record. NCBI's taxonomy places the organism in Eukaryota, Metazoa, Arthropoda, Insecta, Diptera, Stratiomyidae.
CUCAUAUGUUUACCACUUGCUGCCAACAAUGUGACACUUGACCCGUAUCGCGAAGUUAUUUAGUUCGACGAAUAAAUCCAACAAGUGAGAGUGUGCAGAUAUCGAGCACUUUCAAAGUCAAAUUUCACUUUCGGUAACUAUGAAGCGUGUCCUAAUUCUCAAGUCAGAAUCCGACAGUUCGGAAAUCUACGCGAGUCUCCUUGCGGAGAAUAAUUUCGAGGCAGUGUUCAUUCCAACGUUGGGUUUUGGCUUCAAGAACUUGGAGGAGCUCCGAGGGAAGCUCUUGGCUCCAGAAAAACACAGUGGCCUGAUAUUCACGAGUCCUCGCUGCGUGGAUGCUGUCCAAAGUGCCUUGCAGGGCGCCCCGCUGCCUGAACAAUGGAAGGAGUUACAUAAUUACUGCGUCGGUGAAGUAACGCACAACUACAUAAAAUCAUGCUUGGACGGGCUGAACUCGCUGGGAAAGGAGUCGGGGAACGCCAACAACUUGGCGGAUUACAUCAAAGAACAAUUCGAGGGCAAUAAGUCGUUGCCGCUGCUGUUCCCUUGCGGCAAUUUGCGUACCGACGCUCUGUUGGUGAAGCUUAUGGACGCAGGGUUCCUGCUGGAUGCCUGCGAAGUGUACGAGACGAUUCCUCAUCCGGACCUCGCCGAGAAUCUCAGUGAAGCCCUGAAGGCAGAGAACGUGGAAUUCAUCGCGUUUUUCAGUCCAUCAGGCGUGAAUUGCUGCUACGAGUACUUCACGAAGAAUAAUGUUAACUUGACCAACAAGAAACUAAUCGCCAUUGGGCCGAGCACUCGAAAAUCAAUGGAAAACAAAGGUCUGACCGUGUAUAGAACCGCAGAGAAACCGUCCGUAGAGUACCUGAUCAAAGUCCUCCUCAACCCCGACGGGGCGGCUCCUACAGCAUCCGAAAAUGGAACAAAGGACGAGUGACACAAACCUAGCGAGUCUUGAUUUGAAACUUUAUUGCUAAACAUCUCCUGGGAGUAAUUAUCACACGAAAAACUAUAACAAAAAUUAUUAAAUUGGCUGGAAAACCGUCCGUCCUGCAGUAGCGGCUGGCGCCCUCCGCGAAGUCGUCCCUAAGAUACUGAUUCGUCGUGGCCGGACCCUUUGCCGUACGACUCGCGCGGGUGCAAUCUAAAACAGAGAAAAAGUGAUUGGAUUAGUUUUGGAUCGAUUUAGAUUUUGUAGCUUUGCAAUUUGUUAUGUUUUUAUUUGCUUCGCUGAAUUUAGUUUAAAAAUAGACGAGCGGCCGAGGAACGGUCCGUCUAAUAGCGGUUCAGCGAGAGCUGCAAGUUUUGUACAUAUUUAUCUCGAGGUAGAGGUGGACAAUGGCUGCUUUUGCUUUCAGCAUUUUAUCAAUAAAUUUUUAUUAUUCUUUA